Agelaius phoeniceus (red-winged blackbird) is the source of this 3395-nucleotide messenger RNA. RefSeq names its product transmembrane protein 65 (gene TMEM65). NCBI's taxonomy places the organism in Eukaryota, Metazoa, Chordata, Aves, Passeriformes, Icteridae. Gene Ontology annotation, cellular component: mitochondrion. The record is from RefSeq and is a predicted model, not a curated record. Gene Ontology annotation, biological process: regulation of cardiac conduction; cardiac ventricle development.
CGAGCGCCGCGCCCUUCCCCGGCUCCAUGUCGGCGUGGCUCGGCCGGGCGGCGCUGCUGCUGGGGCGGCCGGGGGGCCCCGCCGCCGUCCCCUCGUCCUGCCUGGGCUCGCUGCGGGGCCCGCGGUGCUGCUGCCGCCGCCGCCUGAGCUGCCUGCGGGGCGGCGCCGAGGGGCUGCUCCUCCCGCGGGGGUCGCGGGCGCUCGGCACUCACCCCAAGAAGGAGCCGAUGGAGGCGCUGAACACAGCGCAGGGGGCCCGCGACUUCAUCUACAGCCUGCACUCCACCGAGCGGAGCUGCCUGCUGCGGGAGCUCCACCGCUUCGAGUCCAUCGCCAUCGCCCAAGACCCCAUAUCAGCUAGGGGAGGCUGUCAGCAAUAUGGGGAGACUUGGGCACAUCAAGAACCAAAUGGGGCAAGUUCCUCAGCCCGUUCCCAGGCCUACCACCAGAAGGAAGCAGUUCCAGCAGCUAAUUGCCCUAGCAGGAAAUAUGACAGGACACACUAUCUGUGGCCUCCGCUAAUGGCAGAGGCUGCGGGGAAACCCAUCCUUUGCUGCGGCUGCUACGCUCAAGGACAGUCCUCAGAGAAGUUGGAGGUUGCACCACCAUCUCCAGGACAACUGAGACAUGUGUUCUUCCACAAUGCAUUACCUUUUGUAGGGUUUGGAUUUUUGGAUAACGCAAUAAUGAUUGCUGCGGGAACCCAGAUAGAAUUGUCAAUUGGAGUUGUCUUAGGAAUUUCAACUAUGGCAGCUGCAGCUUUGGGAAACCUUGUUUCAGAUUUAGCUGGACUGGGUCUUGCAGGUUAUGUGGAAGCUUUGGCUUCCCGGCUGGGUCUGUCAAUCCCUGACCUGACACCCAAACAAGCUGACAUGUGGCAGACCCGGCUCAGUGCACACUUGGGUAAAGCUAUUGGAGUGACCAUUGGCUGCAUUUUAGGAAUGUUUCCUUUGUUGUUCUUUGGCGAGGAGGAAGAAAAACUGGAAGAAAAAUAAUAAUCUUUUUACAAGACAUAUACAAAUGUAAACUACUGUACCUCAAUUAUUCAAUUAUGCUGUCAAUAUUUAGGAAUUAACAGACAGUAAAAAAAUGUAUAGACUUGGGAACAAAACCUUCAGCAUGUCAUUUUAUGGAAACACUAAUUUAUUGUGGCCUUGUUGUGUUCAGUACUUCUUUUUAUAAGAUAUCAUCUAACUUUUUAUUUAAUUGUAAAUUUUUGAAGUGUUUUCACUUAUGGCAAGAUGUUUACCACUUUCCCCUUUGAACUUAUUCUUUAAUGGAUUAUUAUUUCAAUAAUCCACCAUGGAUGACAGUAUCACUCUUGAGUUGCAUAUUGGUUGCUUAACAGUUGUAAUUGCAUGACAGAAAUAUCACUGGUGUUCAUCAGGUCCUUCAAUGCAGAUUAUCAAGAAGAUCAGGGAUGAGUAAUUUGAAGUCCCUCACUUUGCAAGGAGACUGGUUGCCCCUCACCAGCCAUCAUUUUGCACUGCCUUAGAUUAGAUAUUUCAGUGAUCUUUGACAGUAUAGUUUCAUUUUUUCACAAUUCUGACUUAAGUGUCGCUGAAUUGUCUUCUGAUGAUCAUGUUGAUGCUUUGACAAGGUAAGUGUUUCCAGUGUAGGCUCUCUACCAAGUCCGUUUUUAAAGUGGUGAUUUAACAACCUUCUGUACUUCCAUAUUCAUGCCUCUUUUUUCCCCUUUCUAAACAAUGUUUUGUGAAUUGAGUUGAAAUAUCCUUAAUUUGUCUUCCUCUGUUUUGAGUGUGGUAUUAAAGAAUUCAGACCAACUGUUUCAAAACCACAAACAACUUUUUAAAUUAUUCUGCUUAAUAUAUGGUGUGAAUAAUUGAUUGGGUAGAUGAGGCCAGGGAACAGUUCAGGGUAUGAAUGAAUGCUGGCAUUGCAAGUUUGUUAUGAGUGCUUCAGUUGAAAUGAUAAGUGUACCAUCAGUCUGGAUUAGAGGACCUGAUUUGAUGAUAAUACCUUUGUGUUUAAGAUUAAGUCUUUGCUACUUUUUUUUUUUCCUGACACAAUUAGUUAAAAAAACCAAGCAACAAAAAUAGGAGAACUGAGGCCUUUUUACUUUUUUUUUUUUUACUUUUGUUUUUGUAGUCUUACUUGGCGUAUUAUAGACCUGUGCAGUAUCAUGUAACUGUGCUUUUAUAUGGUUAUGAAUAGAAUUAUGACAACUAUUGAAUAUUUAUAAUAUUUCAGGAUCUUACUUGCCAGUAGCAUAAUGCUAAACUGCUAAUUGUCCCUUAGAGGAGAAGUUUUCUUACUUGUUUGAAUACCACUUGGAAAAGCCACUAAAAAGUGGCACAGCCAGGGCACUUUGAAAGUUUUGUUGCUGAAAUUGCUAGCACUUCUGAAACCUAGAAAGAAAAGUUAAAAAAGAAAUCAAGUCCCCUGAUGAUUUUUAUUUGCUGUAGGAAAAGUCUUAUUGUUAUGUGCGUGUUUUACAAAACUCAUUGCUUAGCUCAUUGUUAUAAAUCUGACUUCCCUGUUCUGAUUUCUAGAAGCCCUUUAACAGCAAUACUGAAACUGACUUUAAUCAAGGUGGCACUUGGAUCUGUUUCUUAAAAAGCAGAUGUUGAAAGCUUGGAGUGAGUAGUCCUAAUAGUAUGUGCUGUACUUUGCACAUUAAACCAGGAAAAUCUGGACCAAGCUGUAAAACUGAAUGAAAGCUCAGCCAAGCAGCAAGCACAAAUGCAGAGGAGUUUCAGCUUGUGCUUCAAAGGUGGAAGCUUUAUUAAAAUAAAAUUAAAUUAAAAUCCAAAUAACAACAACCCCCACAACACUAACACAAAAAAAACCACCAAAAAAACCCCAACCCACAAAAACAACCUAGAAAGGCAAUUAUGCACUCUUUCACCAACAGAUUGCUGCUGGUUUACAGUAUUUCAGUGUUCAGAGGUUUUUUUACUCAUCCACACAUUUGUCUUCCCUUGAACUUUUAACUUUUCUGCCUCUGCAUGCACUUUUGUUUCUAUACAAAGCUGUAUGUAUUUUUCACAUUUUUCUUAAACUGAAGUACAAGUCAGAGCAAUUUUGCAUAGCUUCUUUUCUUGCUGUUUUUACAAUUACUUCAACACUGUUUCCCAUUACAAUACUGGCAGCUUGAUUGAAAUCUUCCAGCAGUGGCCAAAUCUCUGUUCUUUGGCAUUGUACCAUUGCAACACCGUUUUCAUCACUCUGUUACAGCUCCUGAGAACAAUUGGAAGGUUGUGCCAGCUGUCACAGUAUUUGUUUCAUAAUGGCAAUAGGAACGACUGUGUACUAUUGUUAUAUAGCUUGUGCAUGUAAAUUGAGUACCUUUUGUUGCUGUAUGUCAAACUAUUGUACUGCAACCAGUGCUUUUAUUGAGAAUCAAUGAACUAAAGUAUCUUGAAAGAAGUUAA